This is a messenger RNA of Cylicocyclus nassatus, 5115 nucleotides long. NCBI's taxonomy places the organism in Eukaryota, Metazoa, Nematoda, Chromadorea, Rhabditida, Strongylidae. The record is from the annotation of a GenBank genome assembly.
GUUGACUCGCCAUCCCUCGAGACCGUUUUCCUUGCUCACUCGCCCCCGUCUUAACUCAUUCCCCUCUACCGUGCACUUAAUUUCGUUCUGUUACUUUUUGCCAGGCCGCCGCCCAUUUCUUUUUUCUAUGAGUUUUUUCGUAUCAGAGCAUGUGCAAUCCUUGACUCGAGUGCUUGCACGACAUGGGUUUAAUACCCUUAUUACUAUCGCUACUAUUGCUUUUUGAGCGAAAUGAUGCGGCGUCGCAAAAUCAGAAAGUCCCAUCCGCGCCAUUGAAUUUUGACGUCGUUCUCACUGCUCCAAAUCAGGUGAAAUUGACAUGGGACCGCCCCUUGCAUGUCAAUGGUCACAGCAAUUUUGGUGGCUACUAUGUGUAUGUAGAGAAAUUGUUGAAUGGAGAACCUGUAAAUCGACGUCGCUCCAAAUAUGACGUUAUAAACGAUCUUUCGAAACGGUAUUGGGAGAUCGAUAAAUUGGAACCGAAUACGGAAUAUGCGUUUCGAAUGAAUGCUUUCAAUCGUAAUGGAGAUGGAGAAUAUACGGAAACGAAGCGGAUAGUCACUGGAGGAAUUCCUCCACGCCAGCCGGAAAUUCAAUCAGUAGAACUACGUGGUGACGAAGCACCCUUGAGGGCUCACGUCGAGUGGAAAAGACCUCAACUCGCUCCUCUGGAAAGUCCCGUGGAUAGGUACAAUCUUUGGUACAAGGCGGAGGGAAGUACGGAGUAUUUCAAAAAGGUCGUAAAUGGAACGGCUACUAGUGCUGAAUUGAGCGGACUAUUAAUGGGCCGGGUAUACGAAAUUCUGUUGGGUGCGGAGAAUGUUGAAGGACAAAGUUCUAAUGCCACAGAACAAUUGGUAACACCUGUCGGGAAUCCGGAAGGAGAGCCGCUUAACGUUCAGUACGAAAUCGUCAACGGAAAGAUGCGAAUAUCAUGGGAGCCGCCAGCAGAAGAUAGACGAAAUGGUAAUAUUACAUCAUACAAAGCGAUUUUGACUCCAAUGGAGUCUGUAGGCGAACGAAUUGAGAAGCAGGUGACAGACGGUUCGAAUUCGGCGACAUUUGCCGUCGACGUUCGUAAAGCGUACACCUUCAAAGUGGCUGCGGCAACGAUGAAAGGAUUGGGACCCUACUCGCCAGUACUCACCAUCAAUCCGGACCCGACUGCUCUAGUCGGGCCUCCAACGAACAUCCGCGUCGAAGCCACAUCCAACAGUUCGGCCGUUGUGCAAUGGGACUUCGAAAAUGGACAGGUCGAUGGAUUUGUUGUGAAGUAUAUGCACGAACCUGGAGGACGCUCCGAUACGGAGCGAUGGACCGCUCGUACGGUGAUGAGCCCGAAUUCUCGUCAUCUUGAAGUACCACAUCUGACAGCGCACAAACCAUAUGCUUUCUGCGUAUUGGCCAUAAAAAAUAACAGGCAAGGUGCGUGCUCAGACCCGCCGACAUUGCUUGAACGAUUAACUCCUACGUAUAUGGUGCAAAAUCUCGUGGUUGAAUGGAAAACCAGCAACUCUGUCAAGUUGAAAUGGGAUUACAAUGGUCCUACACAUGUUGGCUUCUAUCUGAACCACACUGGCAAGAAAGAGUAUUUCGACCACACUUUGGCUAUGAAAAGUAUGACUACACCAGGAUUCAAACAUGAACUGGAUGAGGGCAGCCGGGAGUAUCUAUGGACUAACCUUCGACCGUACAUGCAAUACACCUUCCACGUCGGAGUACGAUCACUGCCCCCGGGAGCACGACAAUAUUGGCCAAAAGAGGUCGUGAUUGUAACGGAUCCAACUGGACCUCCUUUUGUCUUUCCACCUGAACUGGAUGAAGUGAUUGGCAGUGGUCUGGCUAGACCCGGUCAAAUCAUGGUUCGGUUGCGACCAGCCUCUGAAGAAUACGGACCCAUAUCUCAUUACUGGUUAAUUGUCGUGCCUGGCAAUUAUUCGAAAGACGAUGUCGUUAAUCUGGGUACUGCCGAGUUGGAAGCGAUGACAAUAGCGAGAAGAAGAGCAUUGGGAAAACAUUUGACCGUUUCGCCGACCAAGAAGGUGAAAAAGUCGCUCAGUAUGCAAGAGGAUAGGCCAUUCUAUACUCAACAAACCCCUCAUCAUCAUAUUAGAAUGCGUCGUAGCACCGACUUGGGCUCUUCGGCCUACAUAGCCGCUCGGAUUGAGGCCGAUGAAAUGAGGAAAAUGUACUCGGCUGACCGACCGUUUGCUGUUGGUGAUGACAAGAUCUAUAAUGGUUUCAACAACUUCCCGCUAGAACCGAAUACGAAAUAUCGUCUCAUGAUGCGCUCGUUUGCUAAGGCUGAUGGAAGACGGAAGGAUGAGUUCGAUAAGCGAGCUCCGAUGGGUGAGAAGCUCACUCGGUUAUACUCCGACUCGGCUCUGACAGAACCGUUCACCACUCGGGCUGCCCUCAGAGCUGGUGCUAAGCCGGGCGGUUUCUGGUUGAUUGGCCCGCUUAUUGCAUUGCUUAUCAUUGCAAUUCUCAUCGGAAUGUUGGUGUGCUGGUGGUUACGAUGCAAUAAAAAGUCUGCUGGUAGAGGACAUCGCCAUGGAUCCAUCACAAAAGUUGCUCUUACUGGAAAUAUCAUGAAUGGCAUUCCCGGCGAGACAAGCAAAUUGCUUUCAACUGAUACCUAUGGUCGAAGUGUGAUGAAUCCUUAUGAGCAGAUGAAUGGACAUGGUAAUGGACACAUGGAAUCAUCAGUAGAUCUUUACCCGUUGCCACGAAGUCAGUCUCGUGCUGGUACUACAAAUUAUGCUCCGGUGCCAGUUGCCAUGCCAUGUCUUCCGUCAGGUGGAACCAUGCUCGGAACUCAUCUCGUCACGCAUCCUGCGGUACCCAUCUCUGAGCUUGCGCAACACAUCGAAAGAUUACGCAUGAACAACAACGCAGGAUUCCAACAGGAAUUUGAAUCCAUCGAGACCGGCCAACAGUUCACGUGGGAGAAUAGCAGUGCUGAAAUGAAUAAGCAUAAAAAUCGCUACGCUAAUGUGGUUGCGUAUGACCACUCGCGUGUGGUACUCUCCUCAUUAGAUGGCAUACCCGGGACUGACUACAUAAACGCAAAUUACAUCGAUGGAUAUGAUAAACCUAAGGCCUAUAUCGCGACGCAAGGUCCGUUGCCAGAAACGUUCGGUGACUUCUGGCGAAUGGUUUGGGAAGAAGGAUCCUCCACAAUAGUUAUGCUGACUAACCUGGAAGAGCGGUCUCGGGUGAAGUGUGAUCAGUACUGGCCAUCGAGAGGAAGCUCCACUUAUGGAGAGAUUGAGGUAACGCUGAUGGACACAACCGUUCUUGCUCACUAUACCAUGAGAGCGUUCCGCAUUCAAGUAGUUGGAGAAAUGGAGAUGCGAGAGAUCCGACAUUUGCAGUAUACGGCCUGGCCAGAUCAUGGUGUACCCGAUCAUCCCACUCCUUUCCUGAUCUUCUUGAAGAGGGUGAAGACUUUGAAUCCUCCCGAUGCCGGUCCGAUCAUCUCACAUUGCAGUGCGGGUAUUGGCAGAACGGGUGCAUUCAUAGUGGUGGAUUGCAUGCUUGAAAGGCUCCGCUACGAGAACACGGUCGACAUUUUUGGUUGCGUGACAUCGCUCCGAAGUCAGCGCUCCUAUAUGGUUCAGACUGAGGAUCAAUAUAUAUUCAUUCACGACGCCGUGCUCGACGCUGUCAACAGCGGCUCGACCGAGGUGCCUGCCGUAAAAUUAAGGCAACACGUAAUGGCACUGCAACAAAUGGCACCGAUGGAGGGAGCGGCCGGAAUGGAGUUGGAAUUUAGGCAUUUGUCUACACUGAAAUGGGCAAACUCGCGUUGUUCCAUCGCCAGCCUCUCUUCUAAUCGGCACAAAAACCGACCGUCGGCCGUAGUUCCUUAUGAUAGCAAUAGAGUCAUCAUGCAGGCCAUUCCUGGUGUCGAAGGAAGUGACUACAUAAAUGCUAGCUGGGUAGAUGGAUACCGAGAAAGAUGCGCUUAUAUCGCCACACAAGCCCCAACAGAUCAAACUGUGGCAGAUUUUUGGCGGAUGGUUUGGGAACACGAUUGCGCCAUUAUUGUCAUGUUGACAAAAACUUGGGAGAUGGGAAGGGAAAAAUGCUGUGAAUAUUGGCCACAAGAGACGGGAGCCCAAGUCGGACAAUUAGUCGUUGAACCGAUUGCCGAAUAUAAUAUGCGGGAGUAUAUUCUUCGUGAAUUCCGGCUCAAUGAUGUGCAGACUGGAAUGUCUCGGACGGUUCGGCAUUUCCAGUUUACAGAUUGGCCAGAACAAGGUGCGCCCAAAACGGCAGAGACAUUCUUAGAUUUGAUACAGCAGGUGCAUCGAACGAAGACGCAAUUUGGCGUCGAUGGCCCCAUCGUAGUGCAUUGCUCCUCAGGUGCUGGUCGUACGGGUGUAUUUGUUGCUUUAGCAAUCAUCAUCGAUAGGAUGCGAUUGGAGCACGUCGUCGAUGUUUUCACUACGGUGAAAUUGCUGCGAACUGAGCGGCAAAACAUGGUCGAAGACAAAGAGCAAUAUCACUUUUUGUACCUGGCUGCAAUCGAGUUCCUCGCCUCGUUUGAGCAAUACCCAACUGCCUAGAUCUAUAACUAAUCCCUCGCACCUCCUUUUAUCGAAGAUGUUUUACGUCCCAGUGGCUUUCUCAGCGUCUUACCAAUUGGUGCACCUCUAGUGCAAUUUUUGCGGGUCGUCUGUUGUAUCAUUUUUGUCUCGUCACUAGUUUUGACGACUUUCCACUGUCUCUUCUUUCAUUACGGGUACUUUUGCACCAUUUCUGAUUCUGUGUCUUUGGCUUGUACUAUCAGAUACUCUCUUGAUUGUUUUGCUUAUGUGUAUGUAUAUUCGUAAUGAUUUGUUGCUGAAAAGUCCCAGAUGAUGCAGAAUGGAGUUUGCGAUCUAAUCGUACUUCGUUCUACUUCCUCUGACUUUGAUUCCUUUUAUCAUUGAUAUUUUGCAUUGCUCACCUUGCACUUUCUCAUACGUAGAAGCCUCAAUGUCUAUUCAACUCCAACAAGAGUUGAGCCCAUAACUUUAUUCUGUUAUGGAUAUUUGCGGAUUAAUUGGCCAUCUGAUGUUUUGUUGUGUUGCUUAAAAGUCUGACCCUAUUCUCAAUAAAUUUAUA